CGGUGGUGUCCAUUGAGCGAGCGGGAGCGUUGAUUGGCCGUCGGGGUGGCCAAUGGGAUUAUCUAGGGAAGGAGGAGGCGUUCCCGUCCAGGGGGGGGCGGAAGAUGGCGGCAGGAACGGGCCCGGGGGUCCCGGACGGGGGCCCUGAGGUGCCAAACCGCGACCGCGGCGCCUUCGAAUGUAACAUCUGCCUGGAGCCGGCCCGGGAGGCGGUGAUCGGGCUCUGCGGGCACCUGUACUGCUGGCCCUGCCUGCACCAGUGGCUGGAGACCCGCCCCGAGCGCCAGGAAUGCCCCGUCUGCAAAGCCGGCAUCAGCCGCGACCAGGUCAUCCCACUCUACGGCCGGGGCAGCGCCGGCCAGCAGGACCCCAGAUUGAAGACCCCCCCUCGGCCACGGGGGCAGCGCCCAGAGCCGGAGAGCCGCGGGGGCCUGCCUCCGCCCUACCACGACGCCGGCUUCCACAUGGCCUUUGGCAUCGGAGCCUUCCCCUUCGGGGUCUUCACCACCGUGCUGCGGGGGCCCGAGGCCAGAAUGAAGCCGGCGCCCCCCGUCCCUCGGGCUGGCAGGAUUCGCUCUUCCUCUUCCUGGCCAUCUUCUUCUUCUUCUGGCUCCUCAGCGUCUGACCCCAGGGGGCCCAGCCCCCCAACACGGCCCCAGGACACUGCUGGACUCGACCUGCCCCGCCCCCAACACGGGCCCGGGACACUGCCGGACUCACGUCCUGCCCCGGCCCACACGGACGAGGAGGGGGGUCUCCCCGCCCCCUGUGUGGGCUGAGAACGGGGGACUGAUGGUGGGUUUGGGGGUGAUGUGGGCCCCCAAGGGGCUGGGCUGACCCCCGCUUACACUACACAAUAUAAAUGUCUGUGGCACCCCCUGCAGGCAGGCCCAGGAACUGCAGCUGGACAGAAGUGCAGCCGGGGGGUGCCCCGUGCUAGUGGGGGUGGUUUGGGGGGGUAGCAGGAGCCUGGGGGGGCUCUCUGGCUAUUGGUAUAAUGGUGGUUGAAUGGAGGUGAAGAGCAGCUGGGAAUGGAGGGUGGGGGGCAGGGGGGAUUUGGGGUUCACAGUGUACGUUCCCAGCACUGAUUAAAACACCAGUGAUUCUUCA
Malaclemys terrapin pileata is the source of this 1110-nucleotide messenger RNA. RefSeq names its product ring finger protein 5 (gene RNF5). The coding region runs from base 105 to 779 and encodes 224 amino acids. The record is from RefSeq and is a predicted model, not a curated record. Lineage: Eukaryota; Metazoa; Chordata; Testudines; Emydidae. Gene Ontology annotation, cellular component: endoplasmic reticulum. Gene Ontology annotation, biological process: ubiquitin-dependent protein catabolic process. The transcript is spliced from 6 exons. Gene Ontology annotation, molecular function: ubiquitin-like protein conjugating enzyme binding; ubiquitin protein ligase activity.